AUGGACAAUUCUUCCGAGAGCAAUGGCGUCAAUGCCAACUCUAGGCUCCUUGAGUCGAAUCCUGCCAGUGACACCCGCAAUCGUGCUCAUGGCACAUUCACACCGGCAUCUAUACAGAGCUAUGGUGAAAGCAGCCACCUCUCUGACAGCGGAUACCACCAUAGUAGAGAUGGCAUCUCUUCGGCGCCGGGUGUUGGGAAAUCUGCAACGAAGCAGCUGGCCGACGCCCACGGUGUAAAGAACCAAAGAGCCAUGUAUCUCGCAUACUAUGUACCGUUCUUCACUUGGAUAACACAGUACAAGUGGUCGUACCUUCGCGGUGACUUCAUCUCAGCCUUGACCGUUUCGUCAAUCUAUAUCCCCAUGUGUCUGUCACUGGCAUCUAACGUUGCUCAUCUACCUGCCAUUAACGGGCUAUACUCAUUCAUCUUCCAUCCAUUUAUAUACUCUAUCCUCGGCAGUAGCUCAAUGUUAAUCGUGGGACCCGAGGCCGCUGGAUCCCUCCUGGUAGGAACCGUCGUUAGAAACACAGUCGAUGACGGGAAGGGUAUCGACGACGAUGCCCGCGGCAACUCUGCAAUUGCUGGAAUUGUCGUGGGGAUGGCUGGAGCAAUGACUCUUAUAGGGGGAAUCACGCGUUUAGGUUUCGUUGAUAACAUCCUCAGUCGCCCGUUUCUCAGGGGCUUCAUCAGUGCCAUUGGUUUCAUGAUCAUGGUAGAUCAAUUUGUUCCCGAGAUGGGGUUGUCUGAACGAGCCAAAGACGUCAUGUUGGGUACCCACGGCAGCUCUGCGGAGAAGCUGAUGUUCUUGUUCCGCAAUGUACAAUAUAGUCAUGUUCUUACCUGUGCUGUCUCAUUCAGUACGUUUGCAAUCAUCAUGGUCUUCAGGGUACUGAAGAAACACAUGGAACCGCGGUAUCCGGGUGUAGUCUUCAUCCCAGACCAGUUCCUCGUCGUCGUGCUGUCCGCAGUCUUGACCUGGCAUCUAGAGUGGGAUAAAAAGGGCCUCGCCAUUCUCGGCAAUGUCAAAGGCCCCAGCAAUCUAUUCAAGUUCGAGUGGCCUUUCCAGGCAGACCGAAUAGAACAUAUACGCAGCGCCAUGAGCACCUCCUUCAUCAUCUCUCUCCUAGGCUUCUUUGAAUCCUCGGUCGCCGCAAAGGGUAUUAGGUCUGCAACCAAAGGCGGAAUCGAAGGCAUGACAUAUAGUCCAAAUCGUGAACUCGUUGCCCUAGGGGUUGCAAACAUGGUUGGCGGAUGUUUCAUGGGUCUUCCCGCAUUCGGUGGUUAUGGCCGCAGCAAGCUUAGUGCUGCAACCGGCUCCAAGACCCCGAUGAGUGGAAUAUUCGUAGCCUUGAUCACUCUCACAUGCGUCAUAUGGCUGCUCCCAUAUUUCUAUUACCUCCCCAUGGCGGUGCUCUCGGCAUUGAUCUCAGUGGUUUCAUACACGCUGAUAGAAGAAUGCCCCGAGGACAUCCGUUUCUUCAUCCGAAUUCGCGGCUGGUCAGAGCUCACCCUAAUGCUCCUGAUCUUUUUCUCCACGGUCUUCUACUCCCUCUACCUCGGCAUAGCGCUUGGAAUGGGCCUUUCUCUCCUUCAAAUCAUCCGCCACGCAACCAAACCACGCAUCCAAAUUCUUGGAAAGGUGCACGGAACCCGCGACCGAUUCGAGAACGCUGAAAUCCAUCCCGAGCGUGUCGAGUUCAUCGCCGGCUCGCUAAUCGUGAAGAUUCCUGAACCACUCACCUUCGCUAACACAGGCGAUCUAAAGAACAGAUUGCGUCGGUUGGAGUUCUAUGGCACAAAUGCCGCCCAUCCCGCCUUACCACGCGUUCGGUCUCCAGAGCACAAUAAGAACAUCAUCUUCGACAUCCACGGGGUAACUAGCAUAGACGGUUCGGGCGUUCAGGUGCUGAGUGAAAUCAUCGAAGAAUACGUCUCGCAUGGCGUGCGUGUGUUUUUCUGCCGCAUUCCCCUCCCCGAAAGUGAAGUAUUCAGGAUGAUGGAGAGGAGUGGCAUUAUUGAGACGUGUGGCGGCAUAACACACUUUGUGCCCACAGUUGAUAGCGCCCUCCAGUUGACGGAGAUGGAAUAUCUAGAUCAUGAGUGA
This is a messenger RNA of Arthroderma uncinatum, 2106 nucleotides long. Its product is annotated as Lpz3p. The transcript has 4 exons. NCBI's taxonomy places the organism in Eukaryota, Fungi, Ascomycota, Eurotiomycetes, Onygenales, Arthrodermataceae. The record is from RefSeq and is a predicted model, not a curated record. Gene Ontology annotation, molecular function: sulfate transmembrane transporter activity. Bases 1 to 2106 code for a protein of 701 amino acids. Gene Ontology annotation, cellular component: membrane. Gene Ontology annotation, biological process: transmembrane transport.